This is a messenger RNA of Mercurialis annua (annual mercury), 1639 nucleotides long. Its product is annotated as amidase 1. Bases 177 to 1469 code for a protein of 430 amino acids. NCBI's taxonomy places the organism in Eukaryota, Viridiplantae, Streptophyta, Magnoliopsida, Malpighiales, Euphorbiaceae. The record is from RefSeq and is a predicted model, not a curated record. The transcript has 10 exons.
UGAAUUUGUCUUCUAGAAAAACAGAACACUAGUUAUUGUUAGCAACAUGACAAUGGAAAAACUGAGAGGGGUAAAAUGGUAAUCUAAUUAAAGCUAUCUUAAAUAUCUUCUUUGUAUUUACUGACUUGGAGAACAUUGAGACAGUGCAGAAUCAGCCACACUGAGAAGUAACUGAAAUGGCAAGGAGACCGGAUUAUGGAGCUUUCACUGAGAAAUUUGUGCUGAAACCAGACUCUCCAUCUGAUCAACUUCCUCUAAAUGGUCUCACCUUUGCUGUCAAAGAUAUAUUUGAUAUGGAAGGACAUGUGACUGGUUUUGGAAGUCCGGACUGGGUGAGGACUCAUUCAGCUGCCACAUCAACAGCUCCGGCUGUUUUAGCUAUACUAAAAGCAGGAGCUACUUGUGUUGGUAGAACUAUUACGGAUGAGAUGGCAUAUAGUAUAAAUGGGGAAAAUGCCCAUUAUGGCACACCUAUAAACCCUUGUGCUCCAGAUUGUGUACCUGGAGGAUCUUCUAGUGGAUCUGCUGUUGUAGUAGGUGCAAAACUUGUAGAUUUCUCUUUAGGAUCUGAUACCGGAGGAAGUGUAAGAGUACCGGCAUCAUAUUGCGGUAUUUUGGGGUUUCGUCCUUCACAUGGUGCUGUUUCAAUUUCAGGAGCUGUUCCUAUGGCGCAAAGCUUUGAUACUGUCGGAUGGUUUGCUAGAGAUCCAGUGAUUUUAAAUAGAGUUGGGCGGGUUCUUCUUCAAUUGACUGAGUUGGGUCAGACCAAACCAAGUCAGAUAAUUAUUGCAGAAGAUUGUUUCCAGCUUUCGAGCAUUCCAACAAAUCGAGUUAGUCAAGUUCUUGUUAAAUCAGUGGAGAAGCUAUUCGGUGGUGAUAUUGUGAAGAAUGUGAUUUUAGGAGACUAUGUUAAGGACAAAGUUUCAAGUUUGAGUCAUUUUAUGAGUAAAGAGAUCACAGAACAAGAGUAUAAUAUAGCAUCCUUGGCAGCUCUCUCGAAGGCCAUGCGGUUGACUCAAAGGUAUGAAUUCAGGAAUAACCAUGGUGAAUGGGUUACUUCUGUUAAACCUAAUUUGGGUCCAGGCCUAUCAGAACGAAUUUGGGAAGCUGUACAAUCAUCAGGAGAAAAUAUCGACGCCUUCAAAUCUGUGAGGACGGAACUACGAGCCGCCCUUUCAACUCUUCUCGGGGACUUUGGUAUCCUUGCCCUUCCUACGGUUGCCGGGCUUCCACCAAAACUACAAAUGGAUGCACCCAGUCUUGAAAUUUUCCGUGCUAAGGCUUUUAGCUUGCUCUCAGUCGCAGGAGUAUCAGGAUUCUGUCAGGUGAGCAUACCGCUAGGAAUGUAUGAUGGUUAUCCUGUAUCCAUUUCGUUGGUGGCGAAACGUGGUUCGGAUGGUUUUCUGCUCAAUGUUGUUGAAACUAUUUAUGACACUCUCCAAGAAGAGGUUGCAUUGUCUGGAAAAUAGUCCUAAAGAAAUGAAUUAUGACUCGGUCAGAUUUGCAAAUUCAAGACAUGGAAGAUCUUAUUCUUGCAAAUCAAUGUGGUUUGAUUAUGUAUCUUUGUAAUGUGAAACAUGUUACUUGGUCAAGGAUUUGUUAUGCUAUUAUUUUACUAUGAAUAAUCGUUUCUAGCCUA